AUGCAAAGAUUACUAUUAUGGAAUGACCUUAGAAGAUUGGCUCAGAAUUUGCAGGAUCCAUGGCUUGUUAUUGGAGACUUCAACAAUGUGCUCACCAAUAUUAACAGAAUUGGAGGUAACAUAGUCAAAGACUCUGAAUUUAAAGACAUGGAAGACAUGAUGGCAGAUAGUGGAUUACAUGCUCAUGAUACCAGUGGCAAUCAUUUCACAUGGUCCAAUGACCAUCACCCUCUGAAAAUGGACUUGAAAGAUCAGCAAAAUGUGACAAGACCUAAGACACAUUUCAAGUUUAUGAACCACAAUACCAUUAACCCUUUGUUUUUGCACUGUGUAGCAGAAAUUUGGAAUGCUAGAAAUGAAGGUACUUCUAUGUACAAAGUAUGGUGGAAACUAAAAAAGCUACAACCCCAUAUGAGACAACUUGCUAGACAUAUGUCUGAAGGACUGAAAGACUUACAGAAUAAAAGAGACCAACUCAAACAAGCUAAAAUCCUGCUAGCCACUGACCUCACCAACACACAAUAUGUAGCAGAGGUAAAGAGGUGUAAGGAAGAGAUCCUGAAGACUAUGGAGACUGAAGAGAAGAUUCUGGGCCAGAGGGCCAAGGUGAGUUGGUUGAAACUUGGGGAUGGGAAUAAUUCUUAUUUCCAUGCCAUUAUUAAAGGGAAGAACAAAGCUACAGGUAUAACUGUUUUGGAAGAUCAUGUAGGGAGAACUAUGAGUGAACCUAAAGACAUUGAGGCUGAAGUGUUGAGAUUCUAUACAAAGCUUGUUGGCACUAACAGCAACUCACUCCUCCACAUUGACAUUGAUGCUAUUAGAAAAGGAGCCCAAUUACAACAUCACCAUGUUGAGUCCUUGACUGCUCCUGUCUCAAACCUUGAGAUCCUCCAAGCCUUGAAAAGUAUUGGGGAGAACAAAGCUCCAUGUAUAGAUGGUUACACAUCUAUGUUUUUUAAAACUGCUUGGCCUGUUAUUGGUAGUGAUAUUAGAGAUGUUGUUCAUGAGUUUUUUAACUACAAUAGAAUAUAUAGGCCUAUUAACCGUGCUUUAGUAACUCUCAUUCCCAAAUUCCCUGCUGCAAAACAUAUGAAGGACCUUAGGCCUAUUGCUUGUUGCACUACCUUGUACAAAGUAAUAAACACUGUGGUAGACUACAGCCAGUCAACAUUCAUCCCUGACAAAGUGAUACAGUACAACAUUAUUAUUGCCCAAGAGCUUAUCAGAGGAUAUACUAGGAAGCACAUAUCCCCUAAGUGCACUAUCCAACUUGAUAGUCAGAAAGCAUAUGAAACCCUAGAAUGGCAGGCCCUUGAGGAUAUCAUGAGAGAAAUGAGGUACAAUAUUAAUGGGCACUAUAGUGAUUAUCUCCCAGCAAAGAGGGGCCUUAGACAAGGUGACCCAAUAUCUCCCUUAUUAUUUGUGAUAGCCAUGGAGUAUCUCCAUAGAUGCUUAAGGAAACUGCAGCAAAAUCUUGACUUUAAGUUCCAUCCAAAAUGUGGCAAACUAGGCAUUGUUAACAUUUGCUUUGCUGAUGACUUAAUGCUCUUUACAAGAGGUGAUAAGAUUUCUGGUACCCUGUUGAUGUCAAUCUUCAAGGACUUCUCUGCAGCCACUGGUCUUAGAGCUACUCCCACUAAAUGUAAAGUGCAUUUUGGGGGUGUUUCCUAUGCUAAGUGUGUUAUCAAACACAUUGAGGCAGUUUGUAGAAGUUUCAUUUGGAGUGGUGGGGCUGAGAUCACUAGAAAAGCUCCUGUUGCUUGGGACAAGAUGUGUGAACCCAAGAAUUCAGGAUAUUUGAACAUCACUGCUCUUAAUGAAUGGAAUGUGGCUACUCUGGGCAAGUUAACAUGGAAUAUUCAGGCAAAGGCAAACAAGUUAUGGGUGAAGUGGGUCAACAGUUACUAUCUGAAGAACCAAAACUUUAUGGCUUGGCAAGCUAGAGCUGGAUAUUCAAGCUUGAUGAAGAGCCUGUGCACAUGCAGGGACCUAAUAUUAUACACUAACCACUGGGCUGAAGCUGUGCAGAGUGGAAGAUACAAUACCACUGAGAUGUACCAAUGCCUUAGGGGUGAGAGAGCAAAAGUCCCUUGGAGGAAAAUCCUGUAUAAGAACUUGGCAAGACCAAGAGCUAAAUUUCACAUGUGGUUGGCUUUGACGGGCAGGAUUAGUACCAAAUGUCGCAUUCAAAAAUUUGGCAUUCAUACUGAUUUACUGUGUGUUUUCUGUACAAAACAAGAGACUAUUGCCCAUUUGUAUUUUGGCUGCAACUGGACUGGUAGUGUUUGGACAAGUAUUCUGCAAUGGCUGGGAUAUCAUAGGAAUCCUGCACCGUGGCAUCAGGAGCAAUUGUGGUUAGCCUGCGAAGUGUCGAAGAAAGGAUGGAGAAGGAACAUCUUGAAGGUUGCAGCAGCAGAGUGCAUGUAUGCGAUUCGGUAUCAUAGAAACUCUAUUAUUUUUAGCAAGGAACAAAUUGAUGAUCAGAUUAUCGGGAGUAUUAAGUUCAUAGUCUACACUAGGUGUUCUAGCAAUAGAUUACUUAAUCCACAUUUUGAUGCUAAUACUCUUUGCAUAGAGUGA
This is a messenger RNA of Vicia villosa (hairy vetch), 2580 nucleotides long. RefSeq lists its product as uncharacterized. Bases 1 to 2580 code for a protein of 859 amino acids. The record is from RefSeq and is a predicted model, not a curated record. NCBI's taxonomy places the organism in Eukaryota, Viridiplantae, Streptophyta, Magnoliopsida, Fabales, Fabaceae. The transcript is spliced from 4 exons.